UUCCCUGCUUUGCGCCAAGGCUGCUCCAGCUCCAGCUCCAGCCUCCCUUCCUCCGCGAUCGCUGGGCCUGCAGGGUCCCCGAUGGAGGCCAGCCCCCCAGGGACCCCGGGGGCCAAGAGGGCCAGAGGGUCUGUGGCUAUGAAGAAGACACAUACGUCCCAAAUAGAGGUGAUCCCUUGCAAGAUCUGCGGAGACAAGUCCUCUGGGAUCCACUAUGGGGUGAUCACUUGCGAAGGGUGCAAGGGUUUCUUUCGGCGCAGCCAGCAAGGGAACGUGACCUAUUCUUGCACCCGGCAGCAGAACUGCCAAAUCGACCGCACCAGCCGCAACCGUUGCCAGCACUGCCGUUUGCAGAAAUGCCUCAGCCUUGGCAUGUCCCGGGACGCCGUCAAAUUCGGCCGGAUGUCCAAGAAGCAACGGGACAGUCUCCAUGCUGAAGUUCAGAAGCAGCUUCAGCAACAACAACAAGGAGGAGAGGCUUCGGGCUACUCCUUAGGAGUGACCAAUGGUCAACUUAAGUUGGCCCCUUCUCCAGACCUUUUGGAGUCCUCCGCCUGUUCUACGGCCCUCUUGAACGGUCAAGCCCGCCUCAGCCAGUCCCCGGAUGAAGCACCCCCCUUGGCUUACUCCAACGGACUCCACAAAGCCCAGAGUCUUCUGGGAGAAGAGCUUCGGACCCCUUUCACCAAGGGGUACAACCCCGAGCGCAUCAAAAUGGAGGGCAGGGGAAGCGUUUACUACGCCCUGGAGGCCCAGACGUCGCCUGAGCUCUUGCGUCCGGACAUCACCGGGGUGAAGCGGUCCGCAGGGAAUGAGGUUGGCGGCGAGACCCUCGACUUCUACACCACCCCCAGCUUCACCAGCCUCUUGCAGUCGCCCAAUUCCUCCCUGACAGAGAUUGAGCAUCUCACACAAAACGUUCUCAAGUCCUAUCGGGAGACCUGCCAGCUGCGCUUGGAGGACCUCCAGCUUCUGAGAUUGGAGACGUUCACCAGGGAGGAAGUUGGGAGCUACCAGAAAAAGUCCAUGGAAGAGAUGUGGGAACGCUGUGCCUGCCGCAUCACAGAAGCCAUCCAGUAUGUGGUGGAGUUUGCCAAGCGCAUGGCCGGUUUCAUGGACCUGUGCCAAAAUGAUCAGAUCGUGCUGCUCAAAGCAGGUGCCAUGGAAGUGGUUUUGGUGAGGAUGUGUCGUGCCUUCAAUCCCGAGGACCGGACCGUCUUCUUUGAGGGGAAAUACGCUGGACCGGAGCUCUUCAAAUCCCUCGGCUGCAACGAACUCAUCAGCUCCAUCUUCGACUUCGCCCACAGUCUGUGUUCCCUUCACUUCUCCGAGAACGAAAUCGCCCUCUUCACCGCAUUAGUACUUAUCAACUCAAAUCGGCCCUGGUUGCAGGAGAAAAGCAAAGUGGAGCGGCUGCAGAACAACCUGGAACUGGCCUUCAAGCACAUGUUACGGAAGAACCACCGGGAAGGCAUCUUGGCUAAGCUACCUCCGAAAGGAAAACUCCGGAACCUCUGCUACCAGCACAUGGAGAAGCUGCGUUCCUUCCGUCAGAUGUACCCCAUCAUCGUCCAUGCCGUUUUCCCUCCGCUGUACAAAGAGCUCUUCAGUUCAGACUCUGACCCACUCCCAGGAGCAGCGGGGGAAUAGUUCCCCAUAUCGACGAGGAAGAACACCCCAGCGAGGCAAGGAAGGCGCCAUCCAGAUGUCUCCUUCUUCCUUUCUCUUCCUUUUUCUCCUCCGGGAACUGACUCCAGAACGGGAAGGGCGGGAGAAUAUCGAGACCAAACGUAAUGAAUCCCACCCUUCGCAACGUGAGAAGGAGCAGAUGAGCAGAACAAUGAUGCUUGCGGGUAUUUUUUCUGUUGCUUUAGACAUUAAUAUUUUUUGGUACGCUUCCUCCCUAAAGAUUAGCCCCAUGCCUCUCUCUUCCUCCUCCGGGAACCAUUGAGUUGAAGGGGGUAAGCAACCGUUUACGACGCGCUUCAGGAACUUGCACAGACUUUCGCCGCCGUUAUAGCAUAAAAGUAUUAAAUUUACAGGAGGGUUAUGGUGGAUUUAAAAAGUGUUCUUCAAAGGAGGAGACUUCCGCCGCGACGCAGUCUCCUUGGAAAGCGGAAGCCCAACUUGCUGCCCGCAAUGCAACAACACUGAUACGGGCGGUCUGGAAAAUACCUCAUAUUUUGCUGUCUAAUGGAGAUGAGACUCAACCGAGGCUGUUGUUAUUAUUAUUAUUUUUCCUUGAAAGAAAGUUUAUAAGAAAUAAUAUAUAUAUUGUGGACAAAUGUGGUUCUAUAAGAUAGAUCUCUAUUUUUUCAGUGUCUGUUUACUUCUGCAUCUGAUAACGAAGGAGUUGCUAUCUAUCUAUCUAUUUGUCUAUCUACCUACCUUUUUUCUUUCCUUCCAUUCUUUCGCUCUGUGUCUCUGUACCUGCAGAUUGAUAUUUUUGUACUAGAUUCUUACAACCAGCAAUAUUUUUGGAGGGCGGAAAGUCCUCGAUCUCAAUCUUGUAGCUGCUUUUGCAUAAUUUAAGAAAAGAAUUAAAACAUAGGGUUUCAGUAUACAUGUUCAUGUAUCAAAUCUCUUGCCAUACAAAUACUCUUCAUCUGAG
Molecule: messenger RNA, 2611 nt
Organism: Sceloporus undulatus (fence lizard)
Lineage: Eukaryota; Metazoa; Chordata; Lepidosauria; Squamata; Phrynosomatidae
Gene: RORC
Product: RAR related orphan receptor C
Exons: 11
Coding region: 82-1650 (522 amino acids)
Biological process (GO): regulation of transcription by RNA polymerase II
Cellular component (GO): nucleus
Molecular function (GO): nuclear receptor activity; RNA polymerase II cis-regulatory region sequence-specific DNA binding; zinc ion binding
Source: RefSeq, a predicted model, not a curated record